Messenger RNA from Penicillium coprophilum, 291 nucleotides. RefSeq lists its product as uncharacterized. NCBI's taxonomy places the organism in Eukaryota, Fungi, Ascomycota, Eurotiomycetes, Eurotiales, Aspergillaceae. The coding region runs from base 1 to 291 and encodes 96 amino acids. The record is from RefSeq and is a predicted model, not a curated record. The transcript has a single exon.
AUGGAGUCUAUUCGCAAUUUCCAGACUCGCAGCAAUGCAACUACGGAGCCAAACACCCAAGAGCCUGUGCGGCCUGAAGCUGGCCGAUUCGCAAUGUUGCUGCCAAUGAAUAGAAUCGGAAGACCGGAUAUUAACGCAGCAGAUAGUUCGGGCUCUGAACACCACGAGAAGUCCAUCAAGGAAGCAGUAUUUGACAACAAACCAACAAGAUAUAUUGGACUCUCUUUUCUGCAAAUGAUCAGGCCAUUGGUAUCUUACGUCUCCAUGGUUAUCAAUGUUCGGACAGGAUAA